AUGAUUCCAGAAUAUUUAUCACUAAUGACUGUCUAUGGUUAUGAAAAAAUGGUCUACUACAAAUUGACAUUGAAUGAUGCAUUGAAAGAAAUGAAAAAAAUUUCCAAUGAAGUCAACGAAAUAAUGAAUUUACCAUCGCCAACAAUGGUUCGUUUAUUAUUAAAUAAUUUUCAUUGGGACGCAAAUGUAUUAACAGAACGUUUUUACGAAGAUUCAUCAGCUUUAUUUCGUAAAUUAAAUAUUGUUAAUCCAUUUCCUCAAACACCAGUAAACGCCAAUUCACAAAGUCCACUAUCACCAAGUGAUAAUCCACUUUUGCAUGAUAUUUCACAAAAUUCCGAUGUAGUUCUAUGUAAAACAUGUUGUGACUAUUAUCCAGUACAUGAAACAUAUAGUCUUCCUUGUCGACAUAUAUUUUGUUUGAAUUGUUGGGGAAGCUAUUUAAAAAAGAAAAUACUUCAAGAUAAUUGUGGUAAAACACUGACCUGUCCAUCAAGAUGUAAUUAUUUAAUUGAAGAUGAUAAAGUAUUAGAAUUAAUUGAUACCGAUGAAAUUAGACAAAAAUUUAAACGUUUAAUGGUGGAGACAUUUGUUGAAAAUAAUCGAAAAACAAAAUUUUGUCCGGGACGUGGCUGUGAUAAAAUCAUUAAAGUAAAAUCAAGUAAUUGUGGCUCACAAUUAAUAUCGUGUGCGGAUUGUAAAACAAAUUUCUGUUUUGCUUGUACAGAAAUAUGGCAUGAUCCAAUACAAUGUUCAUUAUUGAAAAAAUGGCAAAAAAAAUGUUUUGAUGAAAGUGAAACAUGUCAUUGGCUAGAAGCAAAUACAAAAGAUUGUCCAAAAUGUCACACAGCAAUCGAAAAAAACGGUGAAUAG
Molecule: messenger RNA, 873 nt
Organism: Didymodactylos carnosus
Lineage: Eukaryota; Metazoa; Rotifera; Eurotatoria; Philodinida; Philodinidae
Source: the annotation of a GenBank genome assembly